Clonostachys byssicola is the source of this 3132-nucleotide messenger RNA. The record is from the annotation of a GenBank genome assembly. NCBI's taxonomy places the organism in Eukaryota, Fungi, Ascomycota, Sordariomycetes, Hypocreales, Bionectriaceae.
AUGCUUCUCUGUGGGCUGAUUGACGAGCUGAGCACUGCACGUCUGCCUCUUCACGGGCGAUUAGUUUCAUACUUUUUCUGCCAGGCCACAGACUCAAAUCUCAAUAACGCACUGGCUGUACUUCGUGGCUUGAUUUACACGAUUGUUAGACAGAACCGGGCGCUUAUCAAAUAUGUUCAUCAGGAAUGGAGAGUUGCGGGGAAAGGCCUCUUCGAGGACUCUAAUGCCUUUGAUGCUUUGAUCAUGAUCCUUGAUAAUAUUCUUGAGCAUGACACACAGGCAGAGCGCGUCUUCAUAAUCGACGCGCUUGACGAGUGCUCUAAGGAUCUCCCAAAGCUGCUACGCUUCAUUGCUCGGCAAUCGUCGGGAAAGCGAGCUAAGUGGAUUGUAUCUUCACGUAACCAGCCUGAAAUGGGAGAGCGUCUUGAAACAAUGACUCAGAAGACGAUAUUGAAUCUUGAGCUCAGCACAACACGCAUCGCUGAAGCUGUUAGUGUUUAUAUACGUUAUAAAGUUACCGAGCUGCAAGGGAUGAAGGGCUUCGAUGAUGGUUGGAGCAACAAAAUCAUCCAGUAUCUUGACAGCAAUGCAAACCAGACAUUUCUGUGGGUGGCCAUGGUUUGCGAGCGUCUACAGAAUUCCAAAUCGUGGAAGAUACUUGAUGAUCUGAAAGAGUUGCCUGCUGGACUCAAUGCUCUUUACGGGCGGAUGAUUCGUUAUGUCAAAGACUCGGAAGAUGCUGAUCAUCUCUUCGAAGUUCUUUCACUUGUCUCUGUCGCCCAUCGGCCUAUGAGCCUCUCCGAAAUGGCGGCCAUUCUCAAUAUACCGAGCGAGAUCACAAUGGACGAAAAGUUUCUACGAGAACUGAUUGGCUAUUGUGGUUCAUUUUUGGCGAUAAGAGACGACUCUGUGUAUUUCAUACAUCAAUCUGCUCAAGAGUUCUUGCUCCAUCAGGCGGCUAAUCUGGUCUUCCCUGGUGGGAUAGAGAAGAAACACAGCUCCAUCGCCCUGAAGUCGAUAAAUGUACUAUCUGGUAUCCUCAAGCGUGAUAUCUACGAUCUGGGAGAGCCAGGAAUCUCAGUAUCCGAUAUCAAACCUCCUUCUGAUAGUGUAUUAGUCCGCACUCGAUACGCAUGCAGCGCGUGGGUUGAUCACCUUAUCGACGCCAAAAUCUUUGGUCCGGCGGCAACCACUGAAGCCUUGUUGGUGAUUGAAGAAGUUGAGAAAUUCUUUAGAACUUAUUUCCUAUAUUGGCUUGAAGCUCUUAGCCUCCUAGGUACUAUUACAAGCACGUUGCGUUCCAUUUCUACGCUGUUAGGUUCAAUCCCGGUUUGUAAUACCAUGAAAGCCGGUGCCUUGUAUCAAGCUAACUUUCCCUGAAGCGAGAUGAAGCGAAGAACUCACUGGGCAACUUAGUAUAUGAUGCCCAGAGAUUUCUGCGUUAUCACGGGGCCAUGAUAGCAAAAUAUCCCCUGCAGAUCUACAUCGCCGGUCUCCUCUUCAGUCCGACUGAAAGUAUCACAAGGAAGCUUUUCCAGCACGAGGAGCCAAAAUGGGUGACGCUUAAUUUACCGAUCAAGAAGCAAUGGGGAGUUAUGCGACAGCAUCUCGAAGGACAUACUGACACUGUAAACUCAGUUGCCUUCUCGGCAGAUGGUCAAUUGAUUGUUUCAGGGUCUUUUGAUAACACAGUUCGCGUGUGGUCUGCUGAAAGCGGUGAAUGUCAACAAAUGCAUUAUGGAUAUGGCGAUCCAGCUCAAGUCGUCAAUUUCCUGGAUGACGGAAAUCUCAUGGCAGCAUCUGCAUAUAAGGCUAUUAAUUUUAAUGCCUCUGAAGACCGUAUCUAUCACUACAUAAGAGAACAUCAUGGCCCCAGAGUAUAUCCGGUAACCUGUUCCAUUUCGUGUGAUGGGAAACUGGUAGCACUAGGCCUCAACGAUCACCGUAUCGAUAUAUCGCCGGUUGACAGCAGUGGAAACCGGCAGGUGCUCCGCGGACAUGCAGGCUGGGUUUAUGCCCUGGAGUUCUCACCGACUGGGAAACUCUUGGCAUCUGGCGGCGACGAUAAGACCGUACGACUCUGGUCAUUACCAAGUGGACGGUGCAAUCAGAUUCUUGAAGGUCAUGAUAGUCCAGUUAUUUCCAUCGCCUUUUCAGCUGAUGGUCAACUCGUUGGAACUGGAUGCACAACAGAUGAAACCAUACGAAUAUGGUCUGUAGAGAGAGGUGUCUGCAUGCAGAGUUUAAUGGGCCAUUCCGGCGGCGUGUGCUCCCUCGCAUUCUCCCCGAACUCUCAUAUUUUGGUUUCGGGGUCUUUUGAUACGACUGUGCGUCUUUGGUCCAUAAAAUCGGGGGAGCAACUCAGAAUAAUCGAAACCCACCACAGCGCUGUUAAUGCGGUAGCUUUUUCGCCUGAUGGCAAUUUGGUAGCAUCUUGCGCGCUUGAUUAUAUUCGGAUCUCAUCGCUCGAAGAAAUUAGCUAUCAGAAACCGCCCAGAAAUCCCAUGGCUGUCGAAGAUGAGGACACUGAGGGACAGAAAGGUUCCGUUACCUGCCUUGCGUUUUCAGGCAAGCUUUUCGCCUCAGCAUCAAAAGACUGCACCUUGCGAUUGUGGUCUAUUGAUGAUCUUAUGUGUCUGUACAGUACCAAGGUAUCUGGCGAUGGGAUAACCUGCAUCAAAUUCUCUCCCGACGAAAAUUUCAUCGGAGCCGCGACAAUCAACAGGACUAUUUUUCUUUGGUCAAUAGCCACUUCUAGCUCCGGUGGAAUUCGCCUCUUCAAAACCUUUAGCGCUCAUGAGUACUGUAUCAACUCGCUUGCCUUUUCCAGUGAUAGUAGGAGACUAGCGAUAGCCUCUAUCGACGAAACCGUACGAAUAUGGUCCAUGAUUGAGGACAAUGAUGAUUACGAGAGUCUCAAAGCACACAAUGGAGGUAUUACUGCCAUUGCUCUUUCUCCACACAUUUUGGUUUUAGGGUCAACAUAUCAGACAGUCCAGGUUUGGUCGUUUGAUGGAUCUGUGUACAACCAUCUUUGGGGAUUAACUGCUCAUAGCGCAUCCAUUACAUCGGUUGCAAUUUCAUUCGAUUCUACUCUAGUUGCGUCUUCGUCGUGGAGCGACUCUAUUCUAA